Molecule: messenger RNA, 720 nt
Organism: Plenodomus lingam JN3
Lineage: Eukaryota; Fungi; Ascomycota; Dothideomycetes; Pleosporales; Leptosphaeriaceae
Source: RefSeq, a predicted model, not a curated record
AUGGACGCUGCACAGAGGAUACUCAUGAACGAGUUCAAAGAGUUGAACAAGGAGAAGUGGACGAAUAUCGAGCUCAUCAACGAGAAUGUAUUCGAAUGGAGUGUUGCACUUAUUGUACUCAACGAGGACUCCAUGUACUACGGCGGCUACUUCAAGGCGAAAAUGACGUUUCCUAGGAACUACCCUCAUAGCCCACCAGGAACAGUGGCUGACGAGGACACAGACUUCAAGUUCGUUCGCCCCCUGUAUCACCCCAACAUCUACCCCGACGGUCGCCUGUGCAUCUCGAUCCUGCAUCCGCCCGGCGAUGACGCCAUGUCUGGCGAAACCGCAGCAGAGCGCUGGUCACCUGUACAACGUGUUGAGACGGUACUCAUAUCCAUUCUAUCCCUCCUUGAUGACGCCGAAGUCUCAUCACCCGCCAAUGUCGACGCUGGAGUGAUGCUCCGUAACAACCCAGCCGAGUACCGUGAGAUGGUGAACAAGGACCUGGAAUUAUCCAAAAAGGACAUACCUGCAGAUUUCGUCAUGCCGACACACGAGACGGCAUGGAGGAAGAAGGAGGACGAAGGCGACUUUGACAUGAGCUGGGAAGACAGCGACGUCGAGAGCUUUGGCGGCAGUGAUAGCGAUAUUGACAGCGACCUAGAAGUGGACUCUGAUUCCGACGGCGCAGAUGACGAGGAAGCCGAGGCUGACGAUGACAAGGAUGAUCAAUGA